CCGAUGUUUGUAUUUACAAGUACUACUACUAGUACUAGAUCUACUAGUCAUCUAUCAUACUAAUCCAUACCUUGAUGACUUUAUAAAAGUAAAACUAAUGAAGAUAUAAUAAAGAUAACAGCCCAUAGAACAAGGAAAUACUUGAAGGGAACAAUGGACUAAACAACGAAGGACAAAAAACUUGCCUAGUGACUUGAUAGUCUACUUGACUUUCAUAACUACCUUGUGACAUUUUGAAGUUUGUUGAAUAGGAAAUCAAAUCCACCGACAUUGCUUGAAAUCUGAUCAGUCACUUGUCAAUGUGGUGAACCAGUGUGAGACUAGGAGUUAGUUGUCAAUUUCCAGCCAUGUCCUCGGACUCUGUAGUGUCCAGCCUGGUAUUUGCUUUGAAAGCCAUUUCUUUCCUGUUUGAUCUGGUCACCUACCUGCCCUACUAUAUCAUACAGAGACCAGAUAAAGUUGUCGCCAAGUCUCGGAGAUUAAAAGCUGUCCCUGUGUCAGGAAAAGCUUCUGACCCUUGGAGAUCUGUGGAUAUACCAAAGAGUGGUCUGACGACGGCUCUGUACCCAGAAUGCACUACACUUGAUGACCUAUUUAACAGAGCUUGUAAGCUUUACUCCAACCAGCCUUGCCUUGGUACAAGAGAAGUCUGCAGCAUUGAAGAUGAAGUGCAGCCCAAUGGGAAAGUUUUCAAAAAACUUGUCUUAGGUCGCUAUGAGUGGGAAACUUACAAUGAAGUGGCAAAGAGGAUCUCAAACUUUGGCAGUGGUUUGGCUGCUCUGGGCCAUGAGCCACGGUCCAAGAUUGGCAUCUUCGCAGAGACAAGAGCUGAGUGGAUGAUAUCUGCACAGACUUGCUUCAAGUGCAAUUUUCCAGUUGUGACAUUCUAUGCCACCUUGGGCACAGACGCCAUCAUACAUGGCAUCAAUGAGACCCAAGUCACCAAGGUCAUCACCAGCUUUGACCUUCUAUCCAAGUUUCAGGAAGUUUUGCCCAAGACACCCAGCGUGACUCAUAUUAUUGUCAUGGGCUGCACCAAAGCACAGAUAAGCAAGGUGGACCUUAAGGCCUCUGAGAAAAUCACAGUGAUACCAAUGACUGCUGUAGAGUCCCUGGGAGCUGAAAAGAAGAAAGUCUUUGAAAAACCUAAACCGGAUGACAUUGCAGUCAUCAUGUACACCAGUGGAUCUACAGGAUUACCAAAAGGUGUGAUGAUCACUCACAGAAACUUAUUGUGUGGUACCUCAGGUCAGGUGGAGAGAAUACCAAAUCUUGGUGAGAAGGAUAUCUAUGUUGGUUAUCUUCCCUUGGCUCAUGUCCUUGAACUUUCAGCAGAGAUCUCGUGUAUAGCAAGAGGAGCACGGAUUGGUUACUCCUCUCCGACUACGCUGACAGAUAAAUCUUCCAAAAUCAAACGAGGCAGUACUGGAGAUGUGACUAUACUCAGACCAACAUUGGUAGCAGCUGUGCCCGUUAUCCUGGACAGAAUCUACAAAAAUGUUUGGGAGAAAGUCAACUCCUCCUCAGUGAUCAAAAGAGUGCUCUUCAGAUUUGCUUAUGAAUACAAGUUAAAACAUUUGCCCAAAGGUUUCCACACACCACUUUGUGAUAAGAUUGUCUUCAAAAGUGUAAAGGGAUUGUUGGGUGGCAAUGUCAGACUGAUGCUGUCUGGUGGCGCCCCACUGUCUGGGACUACACAAAGGUUCAUGAAUAUCUGCUUUUGCUGUCCUGUGGGUCAAGGCUAUGGCCUUACAGAAACUUGUGGGGCUGGCACAGUUGUAGAAUUUGAUGACUUGACCACAGAGAGGGUCGGCUCUCCACUUGUAUGCAAUGAGAUCAUGCUCAGAGACUGGACAGAAGGUAAUUACACCACAGAAAACAAACCUUAUCCUCAGGGUGAAGUCUUGAUUGGCGGUGGCAAUGUCACGCUUGGUUACUACAACAGUCCUGAGAAAACUGCUGAAGACUUCAUUACCAUUGGGGGCACCAGGUACUUUUGUACGGGUGAUGUGGGCCAGUUUGAGGAAGAUGGUUGUCUUAAAAUUAUAGAUCGCAAGAAAGAUCUUGUGAAACUUCAGCAUGGUGAGUACAUCUCUUUGGCUCAAAUUGAAACUGUGCUUAAAAUGUGCCCCCUGGUGGAGCAGAUUUGUGUGGUAGCCCACAGUGACCAAGAAAGUGCUGUGGCCCUGAUCGUGCCCAACGAGGCCCGUCUGGAGGCGCUGGUCAAAAGCCUUGGGCUGAGCAAAAUGGACUUCAAGGAGAUGUGCACCAAUGAAAAAGUUGUGAGUGCUGUAUUGAAAGAGAUGACUUCGCAUGGACUGAAAUCUAAACUCCAGCGAGUUGAAAUCCCAAACAAGAUUUGUCUUUUUACUGAGCCAUGGAUGCCAGACACUGGGCUAGUCACGGAUGCAUUCAAACUGAAAAGAAAAAUCAUCGAAGACAGAUUCCAGGAAGAAAUAGAUGGCAUGUAUGAGGCACCUGCCCAGUAGGACCAGCUGUGACCUUUCUUACUGUAGAGUUAGUUAUCAAAAAUCUACUCUGAGGAGGUUGUAAAGUAGAAGACUAUUACUGGAUAAUGUACACUUGCAGAUAAUGGAUUGAAGAUUGUAUUUACUAAUGAAAAAAAAAAUAGUUUAAUUGUAUUUGUUUCAGGACCUGUUAAAAAACUAAAAAUCCUGUUUGAAAGAUAAUUUCAUAUUAUAUGGAAACAAGGCAAUCUCUUUUAUACAAAACAUCAUUUUAUUGAUCCUAUUAUAUUAUAUUUGAUCAUCUAAAUUGUAAAAAAAACUGGCAUUAUUUAACAGUAUUUAUAUUUUUGCAAUGAGCAUUUAGAUCAAUCUUUCACUUUGCCAAUUUGAAGUUCAGGUAACUAGUUAAUGUUUAAGUCUAGUUCAUGUAGAUUGUGAAUUGAGACUAUAACUGAAGACAAAUAUUAUCUUAUUGCAUGAUUUGGCAACACCACUCCAAGUGCUGACACAUUGAAGCAUUUACCAAGUUUCUUGUGGUAACUAUCUCCUUGAGAUCAAGAUGAGUUUUAAACCAAUCUGCUGUUCAGAUGUUAUUUCCUCACAAAUCUCUUAGCAAAUGCUGUUGUGUAAUGCAUACAUGGUAAAAUAUAUAAUCAUAACAUUGGAUUUGAUAUUGAACUGGCACAAAUGAAAAUAUACAAAUAUCUGGACAGUAAUUUUCUAUUCUUAUGGGUCUGGUUGUUUCACUUGCACAAAACCAGGUCUUCUUUGUCUGCAUCUGAUUUUUUUUUCUUGUUGAAAUGCUGAAAUUAAAAAAAAGAAAAAUGGUAUGCAAGCAUGAGAUACAAGCUCUGGACUUUUAUUUAUGACUGAACAUUUAUGGAGCCCAAUCUCUGGUGGUCUAGGGGCCAGAUAUUUUUUAUCACGCUUGUCAAGAGUUGAAUCAAUGCAAAACAUUUAAAGUCCAAUAUAAUAUUGGAUUCUCUGUGGCUUUAUAAAUCAUUAUCCUCCGUGGACAGACAAUUUGAGAUGUGGGCCCUCAGGCUGGACAUCACUGAUUAGAUAGACAUCUUGAUGCUUUGAAGUGUUGCUAACCUCAGCCCCAUGUUGUGUGUUUUGUAGAGAGCCACUAUUUCAUUUUUUCUUGUACUUUAUUUUGGUGUGUGCCAUGUUGGUAUUGGUCUAACUCACACAACCUAUUUGUUGGUAUUGGUCUAACUCACAACCUAUUCAUCUAGAGUGCUUUCAUCUUUUUGUUUUUUUACUCUCCAUGUUUCUUCAUUUAAAAACAAACUUUGUCUUUACCCUUGUUUCUAAGUUGUUUUAGUUGUUGAUUUAAAAAAAAUUGCUUUUGGAUAUUUCUUAAACACUGUGGUAGCACUAUGGUCUCAAUAGUAUAAUGAGAUAGUGCUAUAAUAUCAAUAGCUGUAUACAAGAAUAUAUUGAUAGAAAGACUUGUACAUAUUUUUUACAGCUCAGAUGUUAAGUCACAAUACAGAGUUUCAUAUAUAUAUAUAUAUAUAUAUAUAUAUAUAUAUAUAUAUAUAUAUAUAUAUAUAUAUAUAUAUAUAUAUAUAUAUAUCACAAAGAUAUUAAGGCUCUUUGUUAAAUAUUAAAAAUUAGCAUUCUGUUAGGUUUUCUUUUCAUAUCUCAGUCUCAAAUCUAAAAAAAAAAACACAGUUACAAGUUGCUAACUUCAUUGGUCUAUAGGGCAAUGGGGAUUUUUUUGUAAACCUUUUUAUCAAAUCUAGUUUCUUGGUCUGUCUGUUUUGUAGUAGUUGUGAAUAUUGUCUUAUUAUUAUUGGAAUCAUACAAAAUUUAGUUGAACUACUAUAGCUAAUAAGACUUACACUUGUAAGAUUCAGCCUCAACACAUUUUCCCAAAAGAGUUUCAAAGUUUCCAUUCAUCUCAUUACAAUAAAAAAAUAACUUUUUUUUUUUUUUUUUUUGCCAGUUAGUCGUUGACAUUUAGUUACUUUUGCAUACAAAUGUUUUUCCUCUCCGAAGAGGUUCAAUAUUUAUAGAUUUAAAAAAAGCACAUUGCCAUUCUGCAUAUACAUCCAUGUAGUUUCUCUAUGUUACUUCUAUUGUUGUGAUUUGUGGAAAAUUUAGUUCAAAGCAUUUUUCUUUUAUUGUGCAUGCAAACUUAGCUAGUGUGAUGUUCAGAUAGACAGGUUUCUCAAUCUUUAAGCUACUAGGUAAAUCACCUUUUUUUUUUUAAAUGUUUUUUUAUUUUUUUCUUCCAUAUUUUAUAAUUAAUAAAUAUAAUUAAAACAUAUUAUUAUUUUAUCAGGAUUUAUGGAGUGAAAGACACUAUUCUCUCUUUUUAAAUUUUGUCCUUAUAAUGAUUGUAUAGUCGUGUAUCCUCGUCUUGACAACAAAUUAUAAAGACCACUAAACAAACAAAAAAAAAUAUGAAUAGAUAUAUUUAAAUGUCUUGGAUCUAAAGUUUUUCAUAGCUGUUCCUCAGUCUUGUCUAUUUGCAUUGUUUUUUUGAGGCUCUAUCUAGGCAUGUUUUAUUUAUUUGUUUUCUGAGGCUCUAUCUAGGUAUACUUCCAUUAUCUAUUUUCUGAGGCUCAAAGUAUGCGUCAUUUAUCUAUCUCUUGGUUGUAACUGUGCAGGGGGAUUUUGUGAAUGUUACCAUCACAUCUUUUUUUUGUAAUUUGAAUAAAAUUUCUGAUGUGAUCAUACAAACAUAUUUUUUUUUUAAAGCACCCUUUUUUUUUUAAAUUGAUGAAUGGAACCCAGUUCAGUGUUUACCAGAGUGACAUUUUCUUUUGUAGUGAAUAUGAAGGUUAAAUUUCUCCCAGGCUUGGGUCACACUUGUGAAAAGAAAAGCUGGGAGUAUCAGGAAAUGUUAAUUUAAAUUAUUAUUUUCUGCUUUGUGAUCUUGGUCCAUUAGGGAGGUGAAGUUCGCCAGUUUAUGUGUCCAGCACAAACCAGUUGCCAUUUGGGAGGCGAAGUUCGCCAGUUUAUGUCUCCAGCACAAACCAGUUGCCAUUUGGGAGGCAAAGUUGACCAGUUUAUGUGUCCAGCACAAACCAGUUGCCAUUACUUUCCCUUGGCCAUUACUUUCCCUUGGAGGCAAUUACUUUCCUUUGGAGGCUUCAUGUUGUCUCCAAGCAGAGUACAUAUUUUGUUGUCUUCACUAGCUCAUAGAAAACUUGAUACAUCCAGAUUGAAGCUGAUUGAACUAUAAAAUGAAUUGUAUUUUUUUUAUUAUUUGUAUCGCAACAUUCAAAUCAGGAUAGAGACAUUGUGACAUCAUCACUGCCAUUGUUGUGACCUACAUGUGUACAUAGUUACAGUCAUUCUUGAACUACUGUCUUUCUAGCUCCACAUACAUGUCUACAUACCUUUAGGGGGGGGGGGGGGGGGUUAUCACAUAGACUUUGGUAAACACUGUCCUAUUCACGUUGAUAUUUGCUCAUCUUGUAAAAUGUGUUGUUUUUUUGGUUUGAUGUAUAUGAAUAGAUAGAUUUUUUAAUGUUUAUUUUUUUUUUAUGAAUAAUUCUUUUCAAAGACUUCUUAGUGUGAAAGUGUAGUUUGUAUAGUAGUCAUUAUAGACGCUAGUUAUAAAUAACUUUAGUUAGCAGACAGUGAGAAUGGCAUAGCUUUAGGGGGCAGAAAAGUGAUUUGUCUUAGUGAGUAGAAGCUUUACUGAGAUUUGUUUGGGUUUUUCUGCACUCAAAAGUCUGUUCUGUUUUCUUGUACUUUUACUACUUUAGUUUUGUGAAAUAAUAAAACAAUGUACCAGA
Molecule: messenger RNA, 6226 nt
Organism: Biomphalaria glabrata
Lineage: Eukaryota; Metazoa; Mollusca; Gastropoda; Planorbidae
Product: long-chain-fatty-acid--CoA ligase 4-like
Exons: 18
Coding region: 348-2489 (713 amino acids)
Biological process (GO): neuron differentiation; long-chain fatty acid metabolic process; long-chain fatty-acyl-CoA metabolic process
Cellular component (GO): endoplasmic reticulum; plasma membrane; lipid droplet
Molecular function (GO): long-chain fatty acid-CoA ligase activity
Source: RefSeq, a predicted model, not a curated record